AUGGGCAGCACUAGUCGAGUAUCCAGAAACUUCGAUGCUCUUAGAAUACACCACUUUCAAUUUUUUGCCAUGGUAGUUGUGAUAUGCAUGGCAAGCUUCCUUCUCUACCCCUCGCGGAGACGGACCGAGUCACCAAGUAUACUUAACGCUAUGAUGCAUCUGGGCAGUUUUGGCGCCAACUUCGGAGCUCAGCUUUGGGUGACCUUGAUAGCAGGCCUGACCAUGUUCUACAGCCUGCCCAGACAUAUGUUUGGCAAAGUCCAGUCCCGGCUGUUCCCCAUGUUCUUUUUGUGGAGUUUAGUCUGUUCGGCCAUCACCUUGUCCACGUUCCUCAUCCAGCACCCGCUGGACACCUGGGAUAGGGCGCAUUACAUUCAGGGAGUUUCUCUAAGCGUCUGCUUUUUAACCGCAGCCUUAAACUCUCUAGUGGUCUCGCCUCUGAUUGUCAGCGCCAUGUUGAAAACAUUUUCCAUGGAGGUUGAAGCAGGUGUCCGCGACGUCAUUGGCUAUGCCGACAUGAAGGAGCUCAAGCAGAACCCACAAUACUUCCAGUCUUACAGGAUGUUCCGGCGUUGCCAUGGAGCCAGCGCCAUGCUGGUUGUGUCUUCGCUUAUAGCUAAUAUCGUAUUUUUAUAUUUCCUUACUUCACUUUGCAUGCCUUUAUGA
This is a messenger RNA of Candidula unifasciata, 666 nucleotides long. The record is from the annotation of a GenBank genome assembly. NCBI's taxonomy places the organism in Eukaryota, Metazoa, Mollusca, Gastropoda, Stylommatophora, Geomitridae.